This is a messenger RNA of Plasmopara halstedii, 1452 nucleotides long. Its product is annotated as RlpA-like double-psi beta-barrel domain. The transcript has a single exon. NCBI's taxonomy places the organism in Eukaryota, Oomycota, Peronosporomycetes, Peronosporales, Peronosporaceae. The record is from RefSeq and is a predicted model, not a curated record. The coding region runs from base 1 to 1452 and encodes 483 amino acids.
AUGUUGCGACGACUUACGUUCUUAACGGUCUUUCCUCUCGUAUCAUUUGCAGGAAGUGAUGAAAUAUUCACAGGUGAAGGAACGUCGUAUACGCUUGGCCAAGUAUCAAGUGGGAACUGUAACUUUAUGUAUGAUCCUGGAGUUGGUGAAAAUUAUGCCGCUUUGAACAAUGAACAGUGGGAAUCGACUCACAAUUGUGGUCGCUGUGCUCAAGUUUCUUGCGAUGACCCUCGAUGUAGUGAUACGACCAGCACAGAGAUCGUAUAUCUUGUUGAUAGGUGUCCUGAAUGUAAAGCCGGCGAUCUCGAUCUCUCUCCAACAGUUUUUAAAAAACUCACAGGAAGUGAUCCAUCUCGAUACAAGAUUAAGUGGUCAUUUGCAGCAUGUCCUGUGCAAGGCAAUAUCAAAUAUUGUACCAAAACUGGUAGUAGUAACGCAUGGCUGGCCAUUCAACCAGCGAAUUUUGCGACUGGUAUCGCUAGUGUCAAGAUUGCAAACCAAGACGUGACGAUGGUGGAUUCGUGCUACUAUUAUUUACUCGUUAAAGGCUCGAAUGUUGAAAUGUCGGCGGUAAAUGUCGAGCUCACGUCCACGACAGGUGAAACGAUAACUGAAAAAGUGAACCUUACGGUCAAUGCGUGUAUUGAUGGAAUGUUAAACUUUGGAAGCAGUACGCAACAAGAACAAGUUGAACAAGUCUCGCUGCCUCCAGCUGCCCCUCCGACGCCUCCAGCUGCCCCUUCGACGCCUCCAGCUGCCGCUCCAGCUCCAUAUGCCGCUCCAGCUCCAUAUGCCGCUCCAGCUCCAGAUGCCGCUCCAGCAUCUCCAGCCGCCGCUCCGACUCCUCCAGCUGCUACUCCAAUGCCACCUGCUAACCCCGAGAUGUUCAAUUUCGAUAACUCGAAAGGCCUUGACUCCAAAGCUGGAAUCGUGUGGCCAGUGGAUCAAUCAGGAACAAACAGUGACUUGUCUACAUUGCGGUUUGGAUUGGACCAGAAACCAUUGCCUGAAACGCGACCCCGAUUUAAUUUAUUAGAUCGAGAAAAAUUUAAUGCUGGAAAGGUGACAACAAUAUCAGAUGCUACGCAGACUGAUCAAAGUGAUACGAAUUACAAUGCUGGCGAAGUAAUUGUGCCCGUUGAUGACAAAAGUGACGUGUCGAUUCUAAAGUCUGAUCAAAGCACCGUUGAAACCGCUGAACAAAAUGAUGGUGAUACUCCAGAGCAAAUAUAUACCAAGUCUGCUGCAAAGUCAUCCGGCACAAGUCCAAUAAUUAUUGCACUCAUUGUUCUAGCUGUUGUAGGUGUCAUUGCUCUGGGUGCUAUUGUAUUUGCUGUGAAAAAGAAGCAACUUGAAGACAAACGCAUUGAUCGUGACGAAGCGAUGAUUCGAGCCUUCGAUUCGUUUAGCUCGCCUGUGGAAAUAAAUACGACCAAUAUCGCCAGGAUUUAA